Molecule: messenger RNA, 1491 nt
Organism: Vitis riparia (riverbank grape)
Lineage: Eukaryota; Viridiplantae; Streptophyta; Magnoliopsida; Vitales; Vitaceae
Exons: 4
Coding region: 46-1338 (430 amino acids)
Biological process (GO): male meiosis II
Source: RefSeq, a predicted model, not a curated record
UUGAAACAAAACCCACCUUUUUUUUUAGAUAAUCAGUGGCUCUUGAUGGGGUGCUUUUUCGCUUGUUUCGGCACUUCCAAGCAUCGAAAAUCCAAAAAAUCAUCUAAUCCAAUCCUCUCUGGGGUCCAAAAGCAUGAAGCCCGUAAAUUUCCUGAACCCUUAAAGCAAGAGAAGAUUGAAAACCCCAUCAGCCCCAUUCCAGAAUCAAAAGAGAAAGUUGAGGAUCAUUUGAGUUGCCAUAGCAAAAAGAAAGCUACUUUUGAUUUGAAUGUCAAAAGCGAAGAGGAAAAUUUUCUCAAGGAGAGCUCCAAUGAUUUGGUGGAAAGCAAUGAGAAGAAAGUGGGAGAAAAGAAAGAAGAAACCCCAAAAAGUGAAUCCUUUUCUGAUUCUUUUACACCUACAGUAGUGUCUCACCCUUCAAAUCAUAGAUACCAGAAUUGCAGAGAUAGUGACAGUGAAUUAGAAGAUCUAGAAUUACAAGUGAAGGAAUUAGAUGACAAUGAUAUUGAUGAAGACAACUAUGAGGGUGAAGCAGCCAUUAAAGAAGAGUCCUCGGAGUCAUUGUUUUCUUUAUCAAUAGAAUCUCGAAAACAAGUUUAUGAGGCUGAAAUAGAUGAGAAGGAGAUCAACAGUCCAAUGCCAAAGCCAGUGGUAGCUUGUGAAUCAAAGCCUGGUGAAUUGAAAGGAAACGUCCGAGACAGGAGCCAGUAUGUUGAUUCAGUGUUGAAACCGGUUGAAAAUCUUAGCCAGUGGAAGACGGUCAAAGCAAGAGCAGCCCCACCAGUUACCCACCACGCAAAGGAGAACAUUAUGCAGGAUCUCAAUAUAGUACCCAUUCGUCUGGAGCCUAGUUUUAAGCCGCUAGCUCACAGUAGGAAACUGGAUGCCGAUCACCCAAAGCCUGUGGAUGAAGAUACUGCAGUGGAUGCUAGCCUUUCAAGCUGGUUGGUGGGGUUGGAAACUACUCCCAACUCCAGAACUAGUACUGUUUCUGUUGGGAAUUCACCAUCUGAGGGAGCGAAAUCACCAAGAAAACAGGAAGAUAGACCAAUUCUAGGUGCAAUGACAGUGGAAGAGCUCAAACAGUUGUCUGCUUCUUCAUCUCCGAGAAGGUCACCGAGAAGGAGUCCUAGCCCAGAUGAAGUACCUAUUAUAGGGACUGUUGGGAGCUACUGGAGUCAUACAGGGCAGACCAUGGCCACAGCUCCAAGCUCUUGUUGCCAAGGAAUAUUGAGCACAAGAGGAACAUAUAUAGAGGAAAAGAGAGUGAAGUGGAAUUCUACACAAUUUGAGAGAAUGUUGGGGAGAGCUUUGGACAGGGGUGCAGCUGAAGUUUAAGCGGCCUUCUGAAGUGAAUUAGAGUUCGUUUUGAUUUCCUGUCAAAUGCUAUGUGAUUAGUACUUGCAGAUUGCUUAUAUUGUAAUGCUGGUGUAAUUGAAUCAGUCUUCUAGAGAUGAUUUAAUAAGAAGAGGAUGUCUUGUUUGAUGUUAA